ACAUGAUCUCCCUCAUCACAUCGGUUCUGUUCUUCCUUGUGGCCUGCAACAGCUAUGCAACUAUGCUGAGUUCGCACUGCAAACGUCUUGUCACUAAAGAUCACCUGAAAAACCUGUCACAACUGAUUGAUACCCAGAUGAAGAGUUCCUGCCAGAUAUCCUUUAACUAUGUGGAAGAGAGUGAUCUGAACCAUCAAGUUUGCUUUCUCAAAGCUGCGUAUCACCCCCUGGGAAAGCUUCUCCGCGAUGAAAUGAAGUUCAAGGAAAACACUGCGAAUUCCAGGAUUCAAGAGAUGUUGCUCGAAAGUCACAAGAACCUUAAAGAGGAAUGUUUUAAAAUUAAAGCUGAUGAAAGCCAGAGCGCAGCACGUUGCUUCAAGAAGUUCUCUCUGUCUGCAGAGGAGAUGCUAGAGCUGGUGCGCAGAUACUUUAGGCUGGCUGAGGAGCUAAUCUAUAGAAAGGAAGAUUUCAGCCAAGACUGCAGCAGGAUCUUCCGGAAGUGUUCAGACUCACAAAUUGAAGUUGCCUCCCCUACAGGUGUGGUGACUGACCAAGACUGCAAGUGCCCAGCCACAAGCCCCAACACUCGGGGGCUCGUGCCUUCUUUCCUUCCGACUUUCGAGUCCCUUCCUUCCGUUGCAGACCAGCUGGACAGCAAGGAGACCGCUGCCAGCACUCUCCAGUUAUUUAUGCUGCCUGGCACCAUGCAGCCUCGAGGCCAGUCAGAGGGUAGUACCAGGCCCAGGGUGCCCAGGAGCACCUACAGAGGCCCAAGCAUAGACUUGGGGGUUGCCGUUCACGCUGCCAUGUCCUCUGCACCAGAAGAAUUGGCGUCGGCAGCUAUGUCACAGGGACAUGACCCUGCGGCCAUGGAUACUGCAGCAUUCCAGGAACUGACCCGACCCCUGCACCCUUGGUUCCCAAGGCCCAGUAGCUUCCCCGCCUUUCCUUCCAUACCGCAGCAAACCAAAUCUGAUCUCCCUGGUUCAGGAACUGGCAGCAGCCAAAUUCGGCCCAGUGAGUUAUCCUCUCAACAUCUAUCUCUUUCUGGCUUAGCCAAACCCUCUCCCGGUAAUCACUGGCUUCCGACAAGAGAUGUGGCCGAGGCCAUUCCUGGAUCUGCAUCUGAUUCGGGUAGGACUGAUAGCAGCAGCACAUCUAGCCUAAGCCUGGAAUCCUUUGCCACUUUGGAGCCAUUGGACAGCUCAGGGGUGCCCUCCAGUGGCAGCUGGGCAGUUCUCCCACCCAGCGACCCAGCACUGUUCGCCAGCCUCGGCGCCGAGGAACCUUUCUCCUCGACUCGGCAGUCUUUUAGAGCAUCCACAAGGGAGAGAUCCCCAGACAGCUACUUCUGGGGGGAGCAGAGCAGCAGAGGCCGAGCCCCUGGAAUACAGCAGAGCACCCAGGUCCGAGAGAGACGAGCAGGACGAGGAGAAGAGGGCCUGGCCCAGGACAGGGAGCCUGAGGAUAGCCUGUCGGGGCCCAACUUUGACCUGAGCUUCAUUCCUUCGAACACAGAGAAGUCCAGCAAGACGCCGGAACGCAGAGAUAGCCAAAGGAUGGCUCUGAUGUAUACCCUGGUGCCCAGCGUCCUGGGGAUCCUGCUGGCAGUGGGAGGCCUACUGUUCUACUUGCAUAAGUCCCGGAUGCUAGCAAGGAGGCGACAGCAGAGGAUGGGAAGUAACAUGGAAGUGCAAGAAGGAAGCCCAUUGAGGGAAGGGGAGGAGCAUUUGGAGUUGCAGAUGCAGGGGGAACUAUGA
Messenger RNA from Euleptes europaea (tarantolino), 1760 nucleotides. RefSeq names its product colony stimulating factor 1 (gene CSF1). The record is from RefSeq and is a predicted model, not a curated record. NCBI's taxonomy places the organism in Eukaryota, Metazoa, Chordata, Lepidosauria, Squamata, Sphaerodactylidae. Gene Ontology annotation, biological process: osteoclast differentiation; positive regulation of macrophage differentiation. Gene Ontology annotation, molecular function: cytokine activity; growth factor activity. Bases 3 to 1760 code for a protein of 585 amino acids. The transcript is spliced from 7 exons. Gene Ontology annotation, cellular component: membrane.